AUGCCGGUUACGAUCUAUGAGGGCAAUACUCUUUAUUUGAUCAACUAUGUGACGCAGAUUCUCUGCUUCGCGCUGGUGACGCCUUUUGUUUUUCUUCGACUUUGCAUCCGAGCGAGAUUCAAGCAGCUUCUUGGUAUCGAUGAUGGAUCGUGUUUCAUUGCAUGGAUAUCAUACAUCGCCACCAUCCUCUACUCACCCACAGUCCUCUUUGUCAAGAUCAGCCUCCUCCACAUCCUCAUCCGGGUAUUCCAACCCUUCCACAGAGGAAUGAUAUCCCUGUACUGCCUCUUGGCUGCAGUAAUCACCUACUACUUCAUUAUAACCUUCAUCAAGAUCUUCAAUUGCAACCCGGUCUCCGCCUACUGGAAAGGCACCGCAAGAGCGGGCGGCACAUGUCUCAGCCAGCCGGGCGUGAUUAUCGCGGACUCCGUGAUCAGCCUUGUGACGGACGUUGCCAUCUUUGCGUUUCCGGUGGCAUUCACCUGGUCUUUGCAAAUGCCGAUUCAUAAGAAGGUCAAGGUUGUAUUGUUGCUCGGGCUUGGGGGUGUGGCGGUUGCGUUUAGUAUCUACCGGCUGGUGGUUGGGAUUCGGGAGAAUGGGGUUCUGAAGAGAGGGGCGCCUAAUGAGACCAGGCUGUUUAUGGAGUCGAUUUUGACGGCGAAUGCGGAAGUGGGUCUGGGGUUGAUCUGUGCUUGUCUGCCGGCGUUGAAUGUUCUUACCACCCAUCGCCACCCUCUAUCUGAAAGGUCUUAA
Penicillium alfredii is the source of this 753-nucleotide messenger RNA. RefSeq lists its product as uncharacterized. The transcript has 4 exons. NCBI's taxonomy places the organism in Eukaryota, Fungi, Ascomycota, Eurotiomycetes, Eurotiales, Aspergillaceae. The record is from RefSeq and is a predicted model, not a curated record. The coding region runs from base 1 to 753 and encodes 250 amino acids.